AUGCCGCCUCGACGGCGCAAACCUCCCCGCGCAGGCGCCCUCACGGAACUGCCGCCUCUGAAGAUCGUCCGCUCCAUCCUCCUCCUGCAACUCUCAUACUACACGACGGCGUUUGUAUUGAUAUUGUUCACGACCUUGGUUCUGGGCCAGAGAUUCUCUCUGAACUUGAUAUUCGAUUGGAAUAGCGUGCGUGGAGACACCACCGUCGGCUGGACCGUCGGUUUCUUGUGGGUUGUCGAUGGGUUUAUAACAGUAAUACCGAUCCUCCUGCUGAUCUCCCGCUCGAAACUUGUCCCCGAUUUCGCCCUCACGAUUCACUUCAUCCACCUCCUCAUCACCUCCUUCUACACGGGUGCCAUUCCGACGAAUUUGCUAUGGUGGGGUCUCGAGGCUUCCAGCGCGUUGUUGAUGAUUGUUUUGGGCGUUUGGGCUUGUCGGUAUCGUGAAAUGCAACCCAUUUCUUUCGGAGCACCGGCGCACAAGAAGGCGACUGGUCAAAAUGCAGCCAAUGGAUCGGCAGAGGGUGCCGUUGUUGAUGAGCAUAUACGGGGCAGUCCGGGAAGGGGCCUGAGGACUGACGCCGGUCCAAGCUAUGAGAUGGUAACUGUCAGAGGGGACCAAAAUGUAUAA
Molecule: messenger RNA, 630 nt
Organism: Fonsecaea monophora
Lineage: Eukaryota; Fungi; Ascomycota; Eurotiomycetes; Chaetothyriales; Herpotrichiellaceae
Exons: 2
Coding region: 1-630 (209 amino acids)
Biological process (GO): protein localization to Golgi apparatus; Golgi to plasma membrane protein transport; Golgi to endosome transport
Cellular component (GO): trans-Golgi network; Golgi membrane
Source: RefSeq, a predicted model, not a curated record